CGGGCGGCGGCAGGUUAGCUGUGUCUCUGUGAGUAGCAGCAGCAGCAGCAGUAGCAGCAGCAGCACCGCGGCGCCGCCAUGGACAAGGCCACCGCCGUCACCGACAAUCAUCACCACCACCACCACCACCAUCAGCAGCGCCCCGAGCGGCCCAGGCUGUCUUUCAGCAUUGACGCCAUCCUGGGCACCGCCGCGCCGCGCCCUGCACCCUCGGAGUCCCCCGGGGAGGGCGAGGCGCGGCCUGCCUCCUGCAGCAGUGUGGCCAGCGACGCCUCUCUCCUGAGCCAGGACUCCGAGCGCUCACUCAGCCCCGCCGCGCCGCCCGCACGCCCGCCGCCCCUCGUGCCCCCCGCCCAUUGGCUGCCCGCGCACCCCUACCUGCAGUUCCCCAUCGGCCACGGCCCCCACGGCCUGCCAAAGCUGCCCUCCUCCGUGGUGCUGAGGAAGCACAAGCCCAACCGCAAGCCCCGCACGCCCUUCACCACGCAGCAGCUGCUGUCGCUGGAGAAGAAGUUCCGGGAGAAGCAGUACCUCAGCAUCGCCGAGCGGGCCGAGUUCUCCGCCUCGCUCAGCCUCACCGAGACGCAGGUCAAGAUCUGGUUCCAGAACAGACGCGCCAAGGACAAGCGGCUCAAGGAGGCGGAGAUGGAGCGCCUCACCAGGCCACUCUUCUCGCCCUACGCGGCGGCGGCGGCGGCGGCGGCGGCGGCAGCGGGUGCUGCGGGCGGCGGCGGGGACAUGCUGUCCCUGGACGCGCGGCUGCCCGCCCUGCCCCUGCAGCGCCCCCUCGUGCCGCUGUUCGGGUAGUGCCCCACGGUGCCGCCGCCCGUCGUCACCGCCUCGCCGCCCACCGUCCUCCAGUCUCCGUGGAGCCUCUAGUCACCCUCAGGACGGCACCGCCCGCACCGACCACCGCCCACCGCCCCCAGCCCGCGCCCGCCAACGAGGCCCCGCCCCGCCCCGCCCCGCGGAGACACCAGCCUGUGAUAACAAGAUGCAGCUCACCACAGCUGUAUUCUCCUCUCCAGACUCAGAUGCAUUAUAUUAUUUUUGUAAUAACAUAAUAAAGCCCAGUGUGAUGA
Messenger RNA from Scylla paramamosain (green mud crab), 1082 nucleotides. Its product is annotated as homeobox protein MSX-3-like. Bases 79 to 807 code for a protein of 242 amino acids. Gene Ontology annotation, biological process: regulation of transcription by RNA polymerase II; embryonic morphogenesis. Gene Ontology annotation, cellular component: nucleus. The record is from RefSeq and is a predicted model, not a curated record. Gene Ontology annotation, molecular function: RNA polymerase II transcription regulatory region sequence-specific DNA binding; DNA-binding transcription factor activity, RNA polymerase II-specific. NCBI's taxonomy places the organism in Eukaryota, Metazoa, Arthropoda, Malacostraca, Decapoda, Portunidae. The transcript is spliced from 3 exons.